AUGGUUUUGGAAGAGGAAAAGGAACUCGACUUAAUUGAACUUUGCUCGAAGAAUCCAGAAUUGGCAAAUAGUAUUGCACUGGAGGUUUCUGCCCAUCACUACAUAUACAAGAGGACUCUUAAAGGGAUUCCAUAUGCAUUGUUCACAGAUAAAGCAUGCUACAGCAAGAACAUCAAUCGGAUCAUCACUGUGAGUGGAACACUUAUCCGAGCCUAUGAAACUUUGAUAAGAAAUGUCACGAGUGAGUUGGUGUGUCUGAAGUGCAAUUCUAAGGCAUACCAAUGCUCUUCGGGAAAAAGAAAGGGUAAAAUGCUGUGUGAAUCCUGUGGAUCGUCUCUUCUGAAGGAUCGAAGGUGCUUUGGGGAGGCCAUUCCGAGUCAAAAGAUAAGGAUCCAGGACAUAGGAAAUCCCAACUCAAUGUCGGAGACGCUAGAAGUUGUUCUCGAGGAGGAUCUUGCAGGAAAGUUUUUUCCCGGAGAUAAGAUACUUGUAACAGGAGUAAUUCUUGUGAGAUGGAAGCCAUUCAAGAUAGGGGAACCAAUGGCAAGCUCCAUAUACAUGCAUGCACUUGCAGUUCAUAAGCAAGACGAUGAAUCUAUGGGAGACCCACUUGGAAGAGCAUUUAUAAGCAGAUUGGAUGGGCUUGAAUGCUUCCAAAGAAGACUGUUUCUUAUUAAUUCAUUUGGAGAGGAGAUACAAGGACUCGAGAAUGUCAAGCUUGGACUUCUGCUGGCUCUUGUAAGCGGAUUCCAUGAAGAGCAAAAGGGAUGUACAAGGUCAAAUUCCCAUGUACUCUUGGUUGGAGAUUCUGGGACGGGAAAAUCCCAUCUCCUCAAGACAUGCACUAAGCUUCUGUCCCCAGCAGUUCUGACCAAUGGAGUAGGAACCUCGCAAGCUGGGCUCACGGCAUGUGCAGUGAGGCAAGGAAAAGAGUGGGUUCUGGAAGCAGGGGCUCUAGUACUUGCAGAUACAGGGAUUUGCUGUAUAGAUGAGUUUAACAAACUUAAGGUUAAUGAAAAAAACGGACUUCUGGAAGCAAUGGAGCAGCAAACACUCAGCAUAGCAAAGGCAGGGAUUGUUUCUUCAUUGAAUACCAGAUGUUCUGUCAUUGCAGUGGUGAACACGAGACAUAAAUACAACUUUGACAAAAGUGUCUCGGAAAACACCAUGAUUGCAACCCCCUUAGCCAGCAGGUUUGAUCUUAUUUUUGGAUUAUUUGAUGGGAAUAGCCACAGUAAUGACUUGAUGAUUGUAGAUAAGAUCCUUGGUAGAAAUCCUGAGAAGAGACUUUCCGAGAAGAAACAAGAAACAAAGUACUGGGGCAGUGGGAUUUUAAAGAGCUACAUAGGAACUGUAAGAAAAAAAAGUACAGUCAUUCCCGACAGCCUUAACUCUGUUCUGAUGAGCUACUACCACUAUAAAAGAAAAGCCGAGGGAGCUAAUGAAUUCAACACCGUUAGAAUGCUAGAGAGCCUUGCAAGGCUUACAGAAGCACAUUCCAAGCUGCUGAAUUCCGGAAAACCAUCGGAAAAUGAUGUGUAUGGGGCAAUCCUACUUCUAGAAACAACACUAGGCACAAAACCCCUUGUGGAAUUUGAUCCCUGUAGAGUAUUUGUUGACGAAGCCUACCAUAACAAAGUGAUUUCCGAUUUGAAGGCAAAGGUUGGACUGGUUGAAUAUGAAAAAUAA
This is a messenger RNA of Encephalitozoon intestinalis ATCC 50506, 1689 nucleotides long. Its product is annotated as DNA replication licensing factor Mcm7. Gene Ontology annotation, cellular component: nucleus; MCM complex. Gene Ontology annotation, molecular function: single-stranded DNA binding; ATP hydrolysis activity; single-stranded DNA helicase activity. Lineage: Eukaryota; Fungi; Microsporidia; Unikaryonidae. The record is from RefSeq and is a predicted model, not a curated record. The coding region runs from base 1 to 1689 and encodes 562 amino acids. Gene Ontology annotation, biological process: DNA replication; double-strand break repair via homologous recombination. The transcript has a single exon.